Linepithema humile (Argentine ant) is the source of this 897-nucleotide messenger RNA. RefSeq lists its product as uncharacterized. The record is from RefSeq and is a predicted model, not a curated record. Gene Ontology annotation, molecular function: chitin binding. Gene Ontology annotation, cellular component: extracellular region. NCBI's taxonomy places the organism in Eukaryota, Metazoa, Arthropoda, Insecta, Hymenoptera, Formicidae.
AGAAAGUUGCAUCGAAUUACUCGAAUCGGCAGGAUGUAUGCGAUAAUGGAGCACUUCUCGGUCGUCUUUCUUCUGUAUCUCCUCUACUGCAGUCUGAUCAGAGUUGUUGAGACUACUGUGACGCCCAACUGCACCAUGUACUUGGAGUUCAUCGAAGUGUACGACGGAACAUGCAAGAAUUAUUAUUUGUGCACGUACGAUGGUGCAAAAUUCAUUCCUGUGCCACUGUCAUGCACCAGCACUACCAUAUUCGAUCCAUCUGUAAACAUGUGCAUGCCCGAAAGUGAAGCUAUAUGCCAACAAACGACGACGAUACCAUCGACCACUGUAGCGCCUUGUUAUCGAUACGGUAGAUUUCCGAUAGCAGAUAUUUAUUGUAAGAAGUACUACUUGUGUUACUGGGACGGCAUUGCUUACGCCAAAAUGGACAAUCUCAGGUGUCCAAACACGCUGGUAUUCUAUCCAUUAUCGGAGAAAUGCGUAUCGCCACUAAAAUACAAGUGCCCGGGGACUCUAGUUUAGAAUAACUAAACUCGAAAACACGUAGACAGCACAUAUAUCGGUAGUUAUACAAAGAUACCAAUAUAAAAAAUGAUUUAUAAAUAAAUUGUUUGUUGAAGUAAAAAUAAAUCAUUCUUAGCAAAAGUUGUCUUCUUGAUGUAAAAUGUAUGUAUUUAUUAAACAACAAGCGAUAAAUCGAGUAUGAUCGAAAAAAAUUUUUGAAAUUUUUAUACAAGUAUUAUAUUGUUUAAUAAUAUUUUAUAUAGAAAAACAGAAGAGAUUCGGACACUAGUGAAAUUAUUUAUAAUUGGCAAUCAAGCGGAUUUCUAAUGUAAAAAUUAAUAUUACAAAUCAACAGAAAAAUAAUAAAUGGAUCUUUGAUUAUCGUGCGCUUAA